AUGAAAGAACACGCCUCUGACAAAUCUGUUCUCAACGCAUGGAGGGACGCUUCUCAUAGUUCCAAUGAAUUACCAAGACACGAAGGAAAGCGCAGGUUACUCCUGAUAUACAUCCAUAGCUUUCUAGGCUCAGAGGAGAGCUUUUGUAACUUCCCUAGGGAAGUCCACAAUCUCCUUAAGGUCUCAUUGGCUCAAACCCAUGUCACAUACACCAAGAUAUACCCCCGCUAUAAAUCCAGAGGACCUAUACCCCUCUAUAUUGAGCAUAUAUUUUUUUUCGCAGGAUAUCGCCACAACGUUGCACUUGCCGAAUCCUACACAACCGCUGGUCACGUUCCGAACAGUAGGAUUGUUGGCCUUGUGGCCUUUGAUACGCCUUUUCUUGGACUCCAUCCGCGCGUCAGUACAACGGCAGCCGGCAGGGUAUUUAGCAAGAAAGCAAAGAAUGAGAGUAUGCGCACUUAUCAGAGUAGCAUAGACAUCCGAAUAGCAAACGACGAUCCGACAUUCGACACAAACUUGACCAACGAUGUCGACAGGACCCAAUGGAGUGGAUGGGAUGGAGCGCGCCAUUUUCUUGCAAAACAUUCAGGUCAUUUAUCUCGUUCUGUUCUUCAGUAUGUUUUCUCAUACUAUGAUCAUGUCGGAUACGACACAAGAGACUCUGCCGUUGGGGCAAAACGCGAUGAAUCUGGUGGGAGUGUCCGCUUGGUUAAUUAUUACACGACUGCCUGCCCACACAGCGAAACCACAAACGGUAAUGAUCACGUAAACAAGAUAAUCUUGAGUCACAGAACGUCGCAAAUACAUGACUAUCACGUAGAAGAUGGAGUCUCUGCGUUGGUGUUACCUGAUAUGCGAGCUGAUGUACGAGGAACGGUGGCAGAUAACCGCUCGUCUGACUCACUGCUAGCCACGAAAUCUUCUUCCAACAGGAUUGAUAUACGGUCAUCCUCAAGCUCAUGCGAUUCAGACGAGCACGAAAAUAAGCGCGAGGGUUCUCGUCUCAGACCACCAGGACGACUAUUCUGCUGUGUUCCAGAAACAGCCCGCAGAGAGCAGAUCUUGGUUCCGCUACGGAUGGAGGGCAUGGAAGAAAUCACCGCCCACCAGUCCAUGUUUCUUCCUCUGGGCACAUAUUACGACCGAUUGGUUGCCGAUGCUGUGGCAAAGAUUGAAAGUUGGCUGUUAUGAGUAUAUUUCCAUAGAUUCAGU
Molecule: messenger RNA, 1215 nt
Organism: Aspergillus eucalypticola CBS 122712
Lineage: Eukaryota; Fungi; Ascomycota; Eurotiomycetes; Eurotiales; Aspergillaceae
Exons: 3
Coding region: 1-1194 (397 amino acids)
Source: RefSeq, a predicted model, not a curated record